Hyaloperonospora brassicae is the source of this 2745-nucleotide messenger RNA. The record is from the annotation of a GenBank genome assembly. NCBI's taxonomy places the organism in Eukaryota, Oomycota, Peronosporomycetes, Peronosporales, Peronosporaceae.
AUGGAAGACGAUGCAACGCCCGAGUUAACGCCCGUUCCGAUAGGCGACCACGUGCAGGACUGCGCUAACAGCCAUUCUACGAUGCGCAUGGAAAGUCACGAAGACCGGCGUACAUUGACUUCAUGCACGACGUUUCAGCCAGGACAAAUGCAUUCGGUUCGGUCAGGCACGUACCGCUACUUGAAGGGGGUAGAACUGGAUGGCGCUCCCUACGACUUUGCCAUUGUGACACGGAGGAGCUCACUCGAGAAAAAGGAAACUAAAGCAUCGAUUGACGUGGAUAUGGGCGACGAAGUUGACUGUGCUACGGAAAGAGGGGCCGGGUUGAUCGAGAAUCUAGUCGCCAGUGGUCUGGACGUGGACGUGCUGGAAGGAGAUUUUAGUAGAGUAAAGAUUGACGGAAAGAAGACCAGCAAGUACUUUGUGCUGCUGAUCCGCGGGAACAAUGAGGUGUUGGCUAUUUACGGGAGACGGUUGCGACUCCAGACGUGGUUGCGUUGUGGCAACUCGCGUGAAGUGGACUCAGUAGUGCAAGGCAGUCUUAUUGUCACCCCAGCUGAGAGGAUCCAAGUCAUUGACCAUGUUAUUCGAGAAACGGCCAAGAUCACAGAAGACCACCCAAACGUGCGGUCGAUGUUUCCCGUACACGACCCCGCAACGAAUCGAUACUUGCUGACGUUUAUUGGAACGCAGAAGCUGGAGUUUUUGUCAGGAAAGUUCUUACAAAAAGUCAGAGAUCAUUUUGGUGACAAGGUCGGGUACUAUUUUGCGUUCAUGGAUUUUUACAACAAGUCGCUCUUGCCGAUCGCGUUGCUUGGUGUGCUGUUGACGUGUCUGCGCCGUGUCAUGAGCACGCCUAUGUACAUGCGCGUACUUGUGUGGUGGGCUGUGCUUAUUUCAAUAGUGUGGAGCUUCGGGGUUCUCAAGGCCUGGUCGCGACGCCAAAACGAACUCAAUUACUUGUGGGCGAAUAACAUAGAAACCCAAACGAUCGUGUAUCGCAACCCGAAGUUCCGUGGCGUCGCUUGUAUGAAUCCCGUUACGGGGUUGCCUGACCAAUACUACCCGAGCUGGAAAAGAUAUCCGACGUAUCUGGCCGUGGUCACUUUCAUGGUGGUACAAAUCGCCAUAAUGAUGUUCGCUAUCGCAAUCUGGAUGACUGCCUUUGUGGUGUUAAAAGUACGCUAUCCAGAUCGAGGCAUCUUCUCCGCACAGUGGUUUUAUAUCCUAGGAGGUGGCAUCUUGUACGGAUUCUUCGUGGACAUUAUCCAGUGGAGUGUGCUCGUGACGCGAGUAGCGCGCAUUUUCACACAGUGGGAAAAUUGGAAAACCAUUGAGCAGUUCGAGAAGUCCCUGAUACGCAAGUUAUUCCUCAUGGAUUUCCUCAACUACUACACGUGGUUCUUCCUACUGGCCUUCGUCUAUGUGAUUCCUGGAGCUGGAGAUAUGAUUACCAACUUUCUCAACACACUGAUAUGGGACGAUCCAGCGAACUGCUGCUUCGGGCCGUAUAUGGAUCGUUCGGGUUCACAGUGUACUUCCUGUCCGCCCGCAUGGAAUCGAAUGGGGCUCAUCGAAUCACGCUGCAUCCCAUGUCGUGGAUGGGUGACUUUUGACAAAAGUCACCUGGACUUGGAAACGCUCUUCCUCACGCCCAUCAUUGUCACCCAGUUACUCAACCUGCUGAUAGCUGUCGCCGUUCCCUGGAUUCACCGCAAGCACUACGAACAGCGACUACGCGGAACAGACCAAAAAGUAAUGGACAUGGUAAAGGCUCAAAGUGAGCGGCAUCUGCUGGCCGAGAUGUCGUACCAAAAUGAAGGCUUUGACAACCAUGGCUCUAGUCCCGUGGUUCGCCAUCGCGACGAACUCGCGCACUUUCUCAAUCGGUCAUCAGCUCGAUACCUAGAGAAUAGCGACAAUGAGGUGGAGCUGCUUAACGCAAAGGUGCGCGCAAUUCUGUUCGAAAGCGAGCAGGAGAACUACGAUCCGUACGAUGACUACCAUCACAUGACGGUGCAGUUUGGCUUCGUGGUCAUGUUUUCGAUGCUAUGGCCACUCAUGCCUGCUGCUUGCAUGCUUGUGAAUGCGCUGAAAACCCGUGGCGAUGGCUUCCGGUUGUGCCGAACUAACCGGCGCCCGUUGCCGCGCAAGGCUGGGGGCAUCGGGGAGUGGAACAACAUUCUUCACGUCAUUGCGCUCACCGGUGUGCUUGUCAAUAUCGGUCUCAUUUUCAUCUCCACCGGUGCCAUGGAGUUUUACUCGCCCUCUUGUUCAAAGCAGAUCACGAACGCAAUUGGCGGCAACUUUUCCUACUUUCGCUUUGGUCCGGACUUCGCCUGUUUCUCGCUCACUACGCGCAUGAUAAUGAUUCUAGUGAGCGAGCACGUGUCACUGCUAUUGAUCUGGGCAUUCUGGACGAUCGUUCGUAGCGUCCCAGCAAAGGUCCAGCUCAAUAUGCUGCGCGAGGAGUACACUUUCAAGUCGCAGUUGUACCAGUCUGCAAGAAGGAAGGCAGAUGCAAUCGAGACUUCACCAUCACGAGCUUCAGCUGCCCCGUCAGACCGCGGCAUAAGGUCGCACACCACGUAUACGGCUACAGCAGGGGGUAAGCCCUCAUCACCUGUCGGCGUCUCGCAGCGUGUGGGCGUUUUCACGGGCUCGAGCGAGGAGACCGAGCCACUGCUGUCGACGAAGCGGCUGGCGCAGGCGUGGGACUCAAUGCCAGCGCCACCAUUGAAUUAG